AUGUCGGACAGUCCUCAUAGCGGAGACAUCACCCUCCCAGACGUUAACCAGGGACCUAGAAUUAUUAUAGCCACGGCUAUCACCACUGCCGCCGCAUUAAUCACCGUUUUGGCUAGGUUCUACGUGCGCAUAUGCCUUAUUCGCAAUGUCGGGUGGGAUGAUUACACUAUGGCUCUGACGAUGCUACUGUCUGCCUGCGGAUUCGCCAUUAUCGUCCCCGAGGUGAAAUAUGGUGCAGGCAGGCAUAUGGUCUACGUCCAAGAAACGGCCGUAACGGCAAUGCAUCUGAACUAUGCUACCCAGGGUCUUUACAUGUGGGCUAUUGGCCUGGUGAAGGUAUCAAUUGGGCUGUUCUUGCUUCGUUUCGCGCCCCGGAAAGGGUAUAAGAUCUUUAUCUGGGUUGUCAUUGUCCUCAUGACGCUCUACACUGCAAUCUGCUUUUUGACUCUUAUCUUUCAAUGUCAGGAUAUCCGGUCAAAUUGGGAUAGUUCGGUGAAAUCGAAGUGCUUUACUCCCAAACAACUUUUGACUCUGAGCUAUACAAACACUGCACUCAAUAUUCUGACCGAUCUGAUCUUCGCGGUUCUACCGGUCUUUAUGCUACGUCAUCUUCAAGUCAAUCGCCGAGUAAAAGCCUCUCUGAUCUGCAUCCUGGGCCUGGGAAUUUUCGCCUGCGCAGCCGCCUUCGUCAAGCUCUCAAUUGUUUCCAACUACGGCCGAACCGGCGACUUCCUCUGGGAUUAUACGAACCUAACAAUCUGGGUCGUCACGGAAUGCAACACAGGUAUCAUCGCCGGCACCCUCCCAACCCUCAAACCACUCUUCAAGAGAUUCCUCGGCACAUACGGCUCGCAGUCAAAAACAAACCGCGAGUACCUCGGCAGCAAGAAAUAUAAAAUGCAAUCGAUGUCUCGAUCAAGAGGGCCACCGCUAAAAUCUCAAGGACAUAAAAGUGGCAAUCUCAGCAUCGUUGAGUACGACGCUGACCCGAACAUUCAACGCUCCCAGAUUGCUUCCACGGCGGGCUCGGCAACGUAUGCUGGAAGUCGAGGAAGCAAUUCCAGUGAGGAGCGGAUAUUGCCUGUUCAUGGUGACGGGAUCGUUCGUACAACUGAGGUGAUUGUUUCGCGUGAGCAGAAUCCUCCGGAGCUGCCGCCCAGUCCUCCCCCUGUGUCGAAGUUGAGUAGGAUGGGAUCGCUGAGUGGCUUGCGCGUCAACGCGGAGGAUAGGGUUUGA
Messenger RNA from Penicillium egyptiacum, 1236 nucleotides. NCBI's taxonomy places the organism in Eukaryota, Fungi, Ascomycota, Eurotiomycetes, Eurotiales, Aspergillaceae. The record is from the annotation of a GenBank genome assembly.